UUCAAGCCAACAUUGAAGCUGAUAAUUUUUCCACUGAGUCAGACAUUGGCAGGUCUUCCGUUAAACUUCUGGAAAGUAAACCUUUCAAUCUGAUCAGUGAAUCAGACCAUUGAGAAGGCUGCCAUUUGCACCUCCUUCCUCUGCUGGCUGUUCAAUGAUCUUUCCAAAAAAAAAAAAUCUCACUAACCCCCUCUUCCCUUGUAGCCCCAUGAUCCAGUCCACACCCAGCUCCCUAGUGUGACACAACUAGUAAAGCCAUUCCCUCCUGUGACUCGGGUUCAAUCCCAACAGAGUUUCAAAUGCUGUGGCGAUGCGAGUUUCCCUGGGUGCUCCUGCUUACUCCCACAUUCCAGAAGUGUAUGGGAUGGUAGGUUAAUUGACCAUUGUAUAUUGCCCUUAGUGAGAGGAAGAAUUGAUGGGAAUGUGGGGACUCUUAGUUGUCACUUUUGCAGAGAACUGGCUCCCAGUCCAUGGGGUGACCCUGAGCUUCUUGUUGCCUGCUACAUUAUUUUUCUGCCCUGCUCUGAUCUCUCUGUGACCUACAGUGAGGCUUAAUGCGAGCUUGAGGAACAACACCUCACCUUGAAGCCUUCAAGACUCGAUUUCAAGUUCCUCAACUUUAAGUUAUGGUAUCAUUCCCUCUAUCAGAAUUGCCUGUGCUCAUUUUCAGUUUUUCUUUCUCUGUUGUUAUAGCUUACCCCUCGGGGCAUGCUCCGUGGCCAACAUACCACUCUAAGAUGCUUAGUGUGACCUCAAGUGCAAUCUAACUAGCACGUUAACCCAUUCAGUCUGCCCAGUUGGAGAUGUGCUACCACUGGUGGUGUCAGGUUCGUGAGGACAUUGCCAGGACUGGAGCCCGAUUUAUAGGGAGAAGUUGGCUCUCCUUGGAGCAGAGGAAAAUGGAGCCAACCUCCAAAGGUGGUCUUUUGGAUAGUGUGAUUCACUGAUUAAAUUGCCAGGUUUAAUUUCCAGUGAGAGCCCUGCCAAAGUGAGACUUGCUGAUGGGAAACUUUAUUAACCUCAAUGUUUGUAUGGUAACCGGCUGAUCUGAUAAGCAGCAGAUGAGAAAUCACCUGACUGAUGAACCACUUGGCAGAAAUAAUGACAAUGUGGACGUAUUGCUACACAGGCAGGCUUAUAGAGUAGCAACAUAUUAAGGUCCUUUGUGUAGAAACAGGCCAAUUGGUCUACCAUUUGGUCAACAAAUGGGCAUCUGUCUCUUAAUGGCAUUCCAAGCACUUGGUCCAUAGCCUAUGCUUGGGGUUUCAAGUGUUUGUACAGGUCCUUCAGUGCUGUCAUUGACGUCUUUCACCACUCUCUGGCCGUGUGUUCCAGGUACUCAGAGCUCACUGGACGAGAAAGGCCCCCCCCCCCCCCCCGCCCCCAGAUUCCCUCUAAAUCUCAAAGUAAAUUUAUUAUUACAGUGCAUAUGUAUAUGUCACCGUAUACAAACCCAAGAUUCAUUUUCUUGUAGGCAUAGUCAAUAAAUGUAUAAUAGAAUACAAACCAGAGUAGAAUUACUAAACGACUGCAACCACAUGGGUGACCAUCUGGGUGCAAAAGACUCAAACUGCAAAUACUGAAUGAAAUCAGGUGGAGGUCCCUGAUGAUGGAUGUUUUCCUGCAACAACGUUUGAUGUAGAUGUGCUCAAUGAUGGCAAGGGCUUUACCCAUGAUGGAUUGCACUCUAUCUACUACCUUUGUAGUGUUUUUGGUUCAAGGGCAUUAGUAUUUCCAUGCCAAGCUGUGAUGCACUCAGUCAAUAUACUGUCCUCUACACAUAUAUAUAAGUUUGUCAAAGUUUUACACGUCAUGCUGAAUCUUUGCAAACUUCUAAAGAAGUGGAGGCACUGUUGUGCUUUCUUCAUAAUUGCACUUUUGUGCUGGGUUCAGGACACGUCCUCUGAAAUAAUAACAUCAAGGAAUUUUAAAUUUCUGACCCUCUCUACCUCUGAUUCUCUGAUGAGGACUGGCUCAUGGUCCUCCAGUUUCCAUCUUCUGGAAUCAAUAAUCAGCUCCCUGGCUGACAUUGACUAAGAGGUUGCUGUUAUGGUUCCACUCAGCCAGAUUUUCAGUUUCCCUCCUACAUGCUGAUUUAUCAUCAUCUUUGAUUCAGCUUACAAUAGUGGUGUCAUCCGCAAACUUGAAUAUGUCAGUAGAGCUGUGCUUAGCCACACAGUCAUAAGAGUAAAACAAGUAGAACAUGGUUAACCACACAGCUCUGUCGUGCACCUGUGCUGAUGGAGACCAUGGAGGAGGGGAUGUUGCCAAUCCGAACUGACUCCAAAUGAAGAAAUAGAGGAUCCAAUUGCAUGAGGAAGUGUUGAGGCCAAGGUCUUGAAGAUCAAAGGUUAGUUUUAAACGGAUGAUGGUGUUGAAUACUGAGCUGCAGUUGUUAAAGAACAUCCUGAUGUAAGCAUAUUUGCUGUCUAGAUGUUCCAGGGUUUCAUAUGGAGCCAAUGAGUUGGCAUCUGCUGUGGACCUGUUGCUCUGGUAGGCAAAUUGAAGUGGUUUCAAGUCGCUUCUUAGGCAGGAGUUAAUAUGUUUCAUCAGCAACCUCUCAAAACACUUUGUCACUGUGGAUAUAAGUGCUACUGGAUGAUAGUCAUUGAGGCAGGUUAACCCAGAUUCUUCUUGGGAACCAGUACAGUUGAAGCCUCAGUCUGCUGAAGUGAGAGGUUAAAGAUCUCAGUUAUCAGCACAGGUUUUAAUACUUGUCCAGGUACCCCAUCUGAGCUGGAUGCUUUUUGUGGGUUCACCCUCCUGAAGGCUCACUCGAUGGCCUCAGAGACUGAAAUCAUUAUCAUCAGGUCUGUGGGUGCAUACGGGUCUGGGGCUUAUUAAGCUGCCACAUAACAUCCUUAUUCACAGUUUCACUCCAUCCUGUGUAUAAGUUCAACACAAAAGACAGCUACAGCUUAAUACCAUUCCUUGGAUAGCAGCCACAUUGGCUUGUAAGCUAGUAAUAUUAUACAUGGAAUAGGAGUAAUACCCUUCUGAGAAAUUAGAACCAUUUGACUGUUGAAGUUUCAUUGUUGCUUUGAGAGAGCAUUAGUUUAACAUUCAGUUGAUUGUCAGACUGUCAGUUAAUUUUUUAUAUUUGCAUGUAAAACAAUUUACGACGUUACAACAUUUACUGGACUUUUCAAAGGGCAUAAAGCUGCGUUCCACCAGCAUUUUGUGUGUGUGUGUGGCGCCAGAGUCCCUGAACAAGAAUUUAUCAGAAGGGAUUUGCAGAGGAGUUUUUUCUUGCCAGAGCAUAAUGGGUAGCGGGAACUCACUGCCUGAGGGAGAGGGGACAAGAGGGUUUAGAGCAGUGGUUCCCAACCUUUUUUUGGCCAUGCCCCACCUAAUCACCUCUAAAAUCCUGAUAAUUCUUAUUAUUCAAAAAGUGAACUCCUAUUCACCUGGAGGAAGCCUAAAAGACCAUUAACUUGGUUUAAACAAGCUUCCAAAGAACAUGGCAUUCAUGAAAGAGAAAUUGUAAAAAAAAAUUAAGUGAUAUUAAAGUAAUAAUAAUGACGAAUAAAUAAAACAAUGCCGAUUCGUUUCUACAGCAUACAAAGACAGAUACACCGUUUAAAAGAGAUGACGCAAUGUACACACCUUCACACCACCAAGAACCGAAAGCUACUGCAAAAAGCAGCAUUGGCGCGACCUCGUACGAGUUUCUUGCGCGUUUGGACUUGUUCAUUCGUUCCUUCCUACAUCAGUCAAUUCAUUAAUUUAAUUAUGAAAGCCAUUUGAUGGUUGUAAUGAUGGUGACACACUAUAUAUACAGUACAUACGCAAUUACACAUGUACAUACAAGUAUUUUUAUGUAUGCUUACUGUAUAUACACUUAUGUAUUAACUCGCACACACACUCAUACACAGACUUACUAGAAAAAUUCACUGUUAAUAACUGAUUCUCGAAUUGCGCCCCUUAAAAAUCAAAUUACCCCCCUGUGGGGCGUACGCCCCACGUUGGGAACCACUGGUUUAGAGCUUCAAGUGCCGAGGUGUGACUAGACCAAUACGUGGUUAUAUCGUCAGAGAUACCGCUGCCAAUGAGGUUAGGAUUCUGAAAUCCACAUAUCAAUCAGUAACUUUGAACAACACAUUGCUAACUGUUGAUUGAUAGGUAGGAGCGAGUCUGACUUCAGCAGGUACCCAGGCGAUGUGCUGUUUAUCUCUCUGUCCGAGUAUGGCUUUUCUUCAACAGCUGAGAUUGUUACUACCUCUGCUGUUUUGCCUUAUCCCAGUGACCAAGCAAACACCUUCCUACCUGAUUACAGCGCCAAGCAUUGUCCACGCUGGGGUCCCAGAGAGUAUCAGCUUACAGUUACAUGGUGCAGAAAGCCCUGUCCGUUUUCAGGUUUACUGCUACGACAUCAUCAGAUACAAGAAAUGUUCCGAGGUCACCUACUUUACGCUGAAUGCAGAAAAUGGUUAUCGUGAAAUUAAGACCCUAACGGUGACCCAGAAGGCUAUCAAAGACCUGCGGCUAUGGCGACGGCGAAGGCAAUAUGUCUACCUGGUGGCAGAGAGCCAGCUCCUUCCACGGAGAAAGAUGGUGCCCCUCAAACUGUCCAGUAAGAGGGGUUAUAUCUUCAUUCAAACAGACAAGCCCAUUUACACCCCCAACCAGAAUGUGCAGUACCGGAUUUUCACUCUGGAUCAUUACAUGAGACCGGUGAAUGAAAAGCUGAAAGUCUCUAUCUAUAACUCCAGAGGCACGGAGCUGAAGACCACCGAGUGGAUGUCCAACAAACUGAAGCAGUCUCAGACCAAAAUCCCGGAUAACGAGGAACCGGGAACAUGGCGAAUUGAGGCCCAGUUUGCAGAUGCACCCAUGUCCAAAGUGACGGCGCAGUUUGAAGUGAAGGAAUUUGUUCUUCCCAGGUUCGAUGUCAAGGUCCAAGCGAGUGAAAUGUUCUAUCUCGUGACAAGGGAGAGAUUCGAGUUCAGAAUCACCGCAAAGCACUUGUAUGGUGAACCAGUGAAUGGAGAGGCCCAUAUUAGAUUUGGAAUCAUCCAUGGUGUUAACAAUAAGACAGACGUUUGGAGCCUAGGACGAAAAUUAACGGUGACAGCAGGAGUGGCCAGUUCCUACCUGGACACGAAUGACCUACUGACAAAAUCCGGCCUGUUAUCCAGGGUCGACCUGCUGGGGAUGAACCUCUACAUGGGAGUGACAGUAGUGGAGCUCGGCAGUGAUGUGAUGGAAGAGACAGAGCUGACCAGCAUCCGAUUUGUGUCCUCGCCGUACAUGCUGGACCUGUCGAAAACAGCCCGCCAAUUUGUACCCAAGACCCGCUUCCAAGUAGUGGUGACUGUGACAUACCCUGAUGGGAUGCCAGCUGUUAACGUACCUGUGAAGGUGGAAGAAGGUCCCGCUGUGACUACUGAUCAACAGGGGCUUGCAGUCAUUGAGAGCAAAGCCCCAGCCAAUGCAAGCAUCCUCAGCUUGAAGGUGACAGCUGGAGAGGGAACUCUUGGCAAAGAAAUCCGCGAGGGAAGAGUGACAGCUCAGAUCUAUCAGUCUCCCAGCAGGAGCUACCUCCAGAUCAGCGCUCCUCACACCAUCCUGAAGGCAGGGCAGAAGCUGGCUAUCGAGUUCCGGGCCGUCACGGAGCAGAAUGACGCAAGGAUUGACUCCUAUUAUUACAUUGUCACUAGCAAAGGCAAGGUGCUCACCACCGGUAGGAUCACAAAGGCGGACCCCACCAGGCUCCAGCUUCGGGUGGACAUGGACAUGGUCCCAACGUUUCGCGUCAUAGCAUACUACUACAUCCAGUCAGGACAGCGCUUGGAAAUGGUGGCCAACUCAGUGUGGAUCAACGUGGAAGACACGUGCAAAGGACGGGUCGCAGUAAAGGAUCCAGACGCUGAGUAUGAACCGGGAAGUCAGUUGGACCUACACUUCUCCACCAAUGAUGCAGCACAAGUGAACUUUGUUGCUGUUGAUUCAGCAAUAUAUAUCCUCAACAACAGAAACAAGCUGACGCCCAGGAAGGUGUUUGAAGCAAUGAACUCCUAUGACCUGGGAUGCUUCUAUGGAGGUGGUGUAAAAAGUGCAGAUGUCUUCCUGGAUGCUGGCCUGAGUUUUCUGUCCAAUGUGGAUGUGUCGUCACAUAGAGAUGAAUAUUCCUGCGCCAACAAAGUCAGAAGGCAAAGGAGAGCAUUACAUAUUCAGCAAAAAUAUUCUGAGAAAUUGAACGAGUAUCCCGACAGCAGGCUGAGGAAGUGCUGUCUGGAUGGCCUGACCAGCAUACUAAUGGACUACAGCUGCCAGCAGCGAGCUCAGCGGGUGAAGGACUGGUCUUGCCGCCAGGCUUUCAGCAGCUGCUGCCACCACAGGACAGCCCUGAAGAGCUCCAGUGAGAGGCUUACCGGGUUAUCGUUUAUAGGCAGAGCUUCAAAAGAUUCAACUGCCAUCGAUGCCAACUCCCUCCCUGAUGAAGAUUUCAUUGAUGAAAGCUCCCUCCGGGUUCGCAGUGCUUUUCCACAGAGCUGGCUAUGGGAAACGUUCUCAGCCCCGGGCAGGGGUGACUACAAAAUUACAAGAAUCAUUCCUGAUUCCAUUACCACCUGGGAAAUUCAGGCAGUCGGCAUGUUUGAAAAUAAAGGAUUCUGUGUUGAGGAACCAAAAAAGUUGAAAGUUUUCCAGCCAUUUUUUCUGGCCAUGACGUUACCUUAUGCUGUCAGAAGGAAUGAACAAGUCGUUGUGAAAGUCACCCUGUACAACUAUCUAUCCCAGAAUGCAACGGUCUUUGUAUACAUGAAAGAAGCAGAGGGUUUGUGCUCUUCCUUUACAUCGCGGGAGGAAGCACGAAGGCUCACUGUCCCCGCCAACUCGGCUCGCUCCAUUGAUUUCCCCAUUGUCGCUCUGGUGGUUGGGAAUAUCCCAAUCAAUGUGAUUGCUUUCAGUCAGUCCUACGCCUACAGUGAUGCAAUCUUGAAAUAUCUUCAGGUUCUGUAUGAGGGAAUAGUGGAAGUUAAGGAGUCGAGCAUUGCUCUCAAUCCCAGAGAAAAAAGAAGCAUUGAAAUCUUUGAAGAGAAGCCAACCAAUGUCGUCCCCGAUGCUGACAGCUUCUUGUACAUACAUCCCUCUGUCACGGUUCUGGGUCCCGCAGUGGAGAAUUCUCUGGACGCAGAUGGAAUCGACAAGCUCAUCAAGGUGCCGACAGGCUGCGCAGAGCAAACAGCCAUGCACAUGGCUCCCACCGUCUUCGCCGUGGAAUACCUGGAUAAGAGCGACCAGUGGCUGUUCCUCAGUGCUCAGCGCAAGGAUGAGGCCCUGCUUCACAUCGAAGCUGGGUACAACAGGAUUUUGGGAUUUAAGAAGGAUGAUGGAUCCUAUGGGACUUGGAAGAUUUCUCCAAGCAGCACAUGGCUGACGGCCUUCAUUGUGAAGAUAUUCUCAAUAGUGGACCGUCAUGUCAAGGUAAAUCAGAGGAAUGUGUAUGCCUCCGUUUCCUAUUUGGUCGAUGCUCAGAAGAGCGAUGGAAGCUUUGAAGAUCCCAAUCCAGUGCUUAUGAAAGCCAUGCAGGGUGGAGUUAGUGGUGCUGAGGGUAACUUGCCCCUGACUGCCUUUGUAACAGUGGCCUUACAGCAUUUCCUACAAACCUUUCUCCAGAACAAUGUAGCUGCAGCUUCAAAAGUGAGUGAAAGCAUUGGAAAAGCCGUGCAGUAUUUGCACAGGACUUUGCCGACUGUCGAGAAGCCCUACGCCUUGGCGAUCACCGCCUACGCCCUGGCCUUCGCAGAAGCAGACUUAGACAAAGUGCUGGAGGCAGAGAGGAGACUGAAACUGAUUGCAGUUUACGAUUCAGACCGCAACAUGCGUCACUGGCACACGACUCCAAGCGACGGCGAGGAACCCCCACAUGCAUCGGCGUUGACGGUGGAGACCACUGCGUACAGCCUGCUGCAGGCCCUGAAAAGGGGCAACGUCGAGUACGCAAGGCCCAUUGUGGAGUGGCUGACUGAGCAACAGAACUACGGAGGGGGCUUUCAGUCCACUCAGGAUACAGUGAUUGCUUUGGAGGCUCUAUCAAAGUAUCAUGUCCUUCUGUUUGAGCAAGAGGAUGAACCUAAUCUUCAGCUUCGGUUCAGUCUUGAUGGAAAGAACCCCGAGUCUACGAUCGCACUGCGUCGACGAAAUCUCCUAACCCAGAAAGAGCUGAAGUUCCCUCUUGGAAACAAGGUCUUGGUCGACGUCUCUGGCUAUGGAAAGGGGAAACUAAACUUACGCAAAGAAUACAAUCUCAUGGAGGAGGCUACCAACAGCUGCGACAAACUUCACCUCUCUGUGGCCAUCAAAAGCAGCCUGAAGUACAGUCAGUCUACGUACUCUAAAUAUGACCUACGAAAGAGAAGAGCGGUCUCUGAUACCCAGACUGUUUUCUAUGAAGUCUGCACAAGGUUGAGCAAUCAGAGUCUUAAUGACUUGUCAGUGACUGGCAUGGCUGUGGUGGACAUCACCCUCCUGAGUGGUCUGGAACCGGACACCGGGUACCUCGAUCAGCUGAAAAAUGGAGUGGAGCAGUACAUUAGUAGCUACGAGUACAAGAAAGGAAAACUGUUGCUGUACUUGGAAUCGAUCCAAGAAAGCGAAACGUGUAUCAUCUUUCCAGCCAAGCAGAUCGUACCUCUGGGCUUGAUGCAGCCUGCGCAUGCCACGCUAUACGACUUUUAUGACCCAAGUACGAAAUGCACGAUAACUUACAAUGCUCCAAAAGAAAACCCUCUGGUCACGAAGCUCUGUAAUGGCCAGGUUUGCACCUGUGCUGAAGGUCCCUGUCCUAAGAUCACACGGAUUUUGGAAGUAGACUGGAAGGAAAGUCCGCGGAGUAACUUUGCCUGCUACACUCCAAUUGUGGAUUAUGUCUACAGGGCACAGCUUGUGAAUCAGACCUCGCUGGGGUACUUUGACAGUUACAUCAUGUCCAUCAAUGAUGUUUUCAAGACCCACGAGAGUGACAACGUUCAGAAGAAUGACGUCAGAGCUUUCAUCAACCGGAAGUCCUGCCAGCUGCAGAUGAAGAGGGACACAGAAUACCUGGUGAUGGGGAAAAUCGGGAAAGGUAUCGACAUCAGCGGGAAGAUGCAGUAUCUUCUCAGUGACACCACAUGGAUCGAACCCAUUCCACCAGCAGCGACGUGUAACCUUCGGAGCUACAGAGAGUCCUGUCAGCACCUGAACACCUUCUUUGAUAACCUCCUCAUGUACGGAUGCAUAUUGUAACUUCAGUCAGCAGCUGCAGUGCCUCUGGUGACAAACCUCCCCCUAUUAAACAGAACGUAGUCAUUGCUGCAAUAAAAUUUGUAACAAAAAUAGGGUGCUCUUUCAAUAAACUGCUCUGUGACAUUGUCUGAAGUUUUUGUAAUGGAAUGCCAUUGAGAUGGUGAUGGGAAAAUGGGCUUCAUUCUCGUGAAUUGGUAGCACAGCGGGUAGAGAUACUGCCUCAGGACGAUGGGGACCUGGGCUUGGUCUCGACAUCUGCCCCGAGUGGAUUUGACAUGUUCUUCCUGUGACUGCGUGGGCUGUCUGGUUCCCUCACAAACCCAAACAGCAACCGCUGUAAAUUGUGGGUGAGUGGGAAGAACUGGGGGAUAUUGAUGGGAAUGUGGGGAGAAUGAAAUGGGAUUUAUGCCAAUAGGUGGUUGAUGGUUGGUAAAGACUCAAUGGACUGGAGGUUCUGUCUCCACAAUGUCGGAGAAUUGUGGUCACUCAGCUACUCGCUGGGGACAGGGGACAUUUGUUCUGUGUACCUGCUGACACCCUUACCAACCAAAGGUUGGUGUGAAGAUCGCAAGGGGCACUCUCAGCAGGACAACAAUAAACCAUGCCAUCACACCUCACCUUUAGCAGCUCAGUUAUCCGUCUGCAGUGCUGAGAGAAGCUCCUCUGUGCAAGUGGCCUCCCACACAUUUCAAUGCAGUAAUGGCCCACUGACGGGGGGGUGGGGGGGUGUGGUGGUUGGACCAGUGACAGGGUUUCCAUGUUGGAGGGACUGCUGACUGUGGCAGACGGACAAGUGAUGGGGGAACACUGUUCUGGUCGGGGACCCCUGUAGUGGGCAGACCAGUGUCAGAGUUCCUGUCCUAGAUGUAAUGGACAUACCCAUCAACCAGAAUUUCCAAAGUAAGCUGUUGUCAUUAA
Hypanus sabinus (Atlantic stingray) is the source of this 10149-nucleotide messenger RNA. Its product is annotated as complement C4-like. The record is from RefSeq and is a predicted model, not a curated record. Gene Ontology annotation, cellular component: extracellular region. Gene Ontology annotation, biological process: complement activation. Lineage: Eukaryota; Metazoa; Chordata; Chondrichthyes; Myliobatiformes; Dasyatidae. Gene Ontology annotation, molecular function: endopeptidase inhibitor activity; protein binding. The transcript is spliced from 41 exons. The coding region runs from base 4159 to 9231 and encodes 1690 amino acids.